Hippocampus zosterae (dwarf seahorse) is the source of this 2192-nucleotide messenger RNA. It is a transcript of the gene pde6d, whose product is annotated as phosphodiesterase 6D, cGMP-specific, rod, delta. The transcript has 5 exons. Gene Ontology annotation, cellular component: cytoplasm. Bases 278 to 730 code for a protein of 150 amino acids. Gene Ontology annotation, biological process: sensory perception of light stimulus. The record is from RefSeq and is a predicted model, not a curated record. NCBI's taxonomy places the organism in Eukaryota, Metazoa, Chordata, Actinopteri, Syngnathiformes, Syngnathidae.
GUCAGUCAUGAAGGCUGGGCUAUAUUUAGCUGAUUCCAUUAUCGGCUCAGGGUUAGCUUGCUGCUGCUGCUGCUCCUGCGGCGACCGCGGCGAUGCGCGUUUAAGCCCAAAGCGCCUUUCGAGUGCAGCCUCGUUUUCGGGCACAUUUCCACGCACGUCCGCUAGCAGGCGAGCGGCCGGCUGGCGAGCUGACGUCGCGGGGAGCUAACGCGAACGGCAGCGCCUGUGCUCCGAGCUUGACUGAGCCCUUCGCGGGACGACGCGAGAAGCGGGAGUCAUGUCUUCGGACGAAGACAGAGCCAAGGAGAUAUUGAAGGGUUUCAAACUAAACUGGAUGAACCUCCGAGAUGCCGAGACGGGCAAAGUUCUGUGGCAGGGAACCGAGGACCUCUCCGUUCCCGGCGUGGAACACGAAGCUCGCGUCCCCAAAAAGAUCCUCAAGUGCAAAGCGGUUUCUCGAGAGCUCAACUUUUCCUCCUCGGAGAAGCUGGAGAAGUUCCGUCUGGAGCAGAAGGUUUUCUUCAAGGGACAGUGUCUAGAAGAGUGGUUUUUUGAGUUUGGCUUCGUCAUCCCCAACUCGACCAACACGUGGCAGUCGCUGAUAGAAGCGGCGCCCGAGUCGCAGAUGAUGCCCGCCAACGUCUUAACUGGCAACGUGAUCAUCGAAACCAAGUUCUUCGACGACGACCUGCACGUGAGCACGUCGCGCGUACGCCUCUUCUACGUCUGACGUCCGCCGCCGUCUCGCCAUCAUCGUUCCGUCUCGCCGCCGAGGAAGAAGGCGACGCGCGCGCACCCGCCCGGCGCCGGGGGGGGGGGGGGCGCAUGCGGCGUCUCUUUGUGACUGUAAAUACACACGCGCCGAUCCCGUCAGCCCGACGCUCCUUUUGUGCUUUGAACGUACGAUCCACCCACGUGUUCUUUCGGCUUGCAUUCACUCAGGAACCCCCGCCCCAAAAUGUUUUUCCUUCUCACGAUUAAAAGGUUUGGGAGCUCUUUCGACAUUGUGCGGAACGCUUCUUCGGGCGUUCGGAGGUCCAUGCUUUGUUUUCCCUCUGAUGGUCUCUGUGAGGCCCAAAAGGGAAAGGACAACAUGUGCAACUCGGCAAACUGAACGAGUAACGUGAGACGGUGCAUGGCCAGUUCAUAGCUUUUAAUCGAUUUGAUUAAGAAAAACAAAACAAAAAAGUACAUUUGUCAAAAGUAAUCAAGUGAAAAAGGAAAAUGACGCCACUUAACCCCUUCUUCCAAAAGAAGCCAAUAGCCGAUGUUUUGCACCUCGUCCCCUACUUAUUUAUUUUCUGCCAAUCAACAUCAAUGCAUGUGCGGAUUUUUGCAGCCCUGGUCCUUAUCCCUUGCAAAUUGUGUGUGUGUGGGUGGGUGGGUGGGGGGGUCAAUUGUAACAUUAAAAGCUUGCAUACCCAACCUUUUCUACUAAUGACCUGACCUUGCCAUGUCUUAAGUAAUUGGUUAGUUAGAGUGAACCUAGUCAUAAUGCCAGCGCCUAUUUGUGGUUUGUCACUUGCAAAUUAAGCCGUCUACGGCUUUCGAAGGGGAAACUUUCCCCCGUUAUUUUGUAAAAACGCCCAGCUUGUUUUUAUUUUCACCCCUACCCGGACACUUUUUUUGUGGGGAGCUGUGGGGCACUUACAAGGAGCGUCAAUUAUUUGCAGAUUUUGGGUUCUAUUCUACAUCGAUGAGUGAGCAGACCCCCACGCGCCAGCGAGGCCGUGAAACACAAAUGUUUGGUGGCACCCGAUAAACCGACAGGUGUCAAAGUCCUGUCCUCGGUGGCUGCUUUGCCCGGUCUUUGGGAGGAGUUUCCCUCCUCCGACAACACCUAAUUCAAAUGAUCAGGGCGGUCAUGAGCUGAUCGUUUUGAGUCGGAUGUGUUGGAGCAGUUGGAAAAAUGAGCAGGGAAGUGGCCCUCGAGGACCCGAGCGAACAACGCAAAAGGUUGGAGGUAACGCGUCUUCUAACCGCUUUGUCAGCCGGGUGUGGAUUUGAAUUGGUGGUGUCGUGACGACACAUGUGUUUGACUCAUCUGGACCAAAAUGGCACAUUCCGCAGUGUUGUUCUGGUACUUUUCCAGCCGGUCGUUUUUAUUUGGCUUUGGUUUUUUUUUAGUCAGCGGUGUAAUAUAGACUUGUUUUAAUAAGACUGAAUUUGUGGAUUAAAAUCAAGUUGUAAUA